CUCGUCCGCGUCCGGGUCCAUCUGAUAUUUUUUCACGAAUUUUCGCGUUUUCUGAGGCUUCUGUUGAAAGAUGUCUGAAUCAUUCAACACAAUUGUUCACAAGUGUCUGAAGGCUCUCGUUACGACUUCUUUGAGCACAAGUGCAUCUUGCAUCGUUAUUCGUUUUCACGAGAAAGCCCUUCGUCUGCUUGUGGGUGAUAACGGGGAAGGCCUGUCCCCCGAUGAUUUGGGAAAUAUUGCGAGUGAAAAGAAUGCACCGGCAUUGAGGGCAUCUGAUGCUCUGCGAUUGUUCGAGAAGAACGUUCUGGCGUUGCGAGCGGUUACAGCCUCCAUAUUUGUUAUGAGCAGAUACAAAGAUUACGAUACAGUUGGACAGAUCCUGACGAAAGAUUUGGUUUGGAAGAAGAGCUCGAUCCCGAGGCGUGCAUUUCCGGGAACGACCGUUUCUCUGAGGUUUAGCCGAGACAAAGGCGAUGCCACCAGAGUUCAUUUCCAUGAGCUGAAGGCCAUUGUUGGGGCUUUUGCAUUGAAUAACCCUCACGUAUUCUUUUCACUGUGUGACGACGAAAAGAAGGAGACAAUUUUCCGAAUUAGAAGACAGAACGAAACCAUACACACCCUACAAACAAUCUGCAAUCAACCCCUGGCUCCUGAAAAGAUUCAUUCCAUUCAGAAUGAGAGAAUAAGAGAUCGAGUUCUGACUGGGUACUUUGGCUACGACUGUUCUCGAGAAAUUAUUCAACGAAUAUUCUUGAACAACGAAGAAGUGAACUGUCCAGAAAUCAAGAAAAUCAUCAUCACCAACUACUUGAAGACUGUGAAUUCCUGUGGCACUGGGAAUGGUCUUCACUUCAGCCUGAAGAAGGAAAAAAUUCUUUUCCUGCUCUACAUCAACUCUCCGGAUGGCUCCCUCCAGAAUUUGGUCGAGGACGAGGGGUUCUUGGAGACUAUGGAGUUACGUAUCGUCAGGGCACUUUUCCUGCAGCUGGAGGCAAUCCCUCUGAAGGACUUGAGGGACAAUUUCCUAUUGAAGGUCAAUGAGCCUGUCACGAGGCAGCGAAAGGACUCGAAAAAACGAAAGACCAAAGAAGGGGAGCGUCCAGUCUUGAAGAAGAGAUUUGCCUCAGACCUGAAACAGGUCAGCCUGCCUUUGCUCUGCUUCACCUGCAAUAAAUUUCGACCCUCGACGAUGAAAUAUCAGAGCUCUCACAAAGGGAUCAAGGGAGAUUCUAUGGGAAAUGCUAUUAAUGAGCCUAAAACUACCUGUGAUGUUGAGAUCAUCUCGUUGAUCGAAAGUCCCGAAGACUUUGAAGAAUCUGAUAUGAGUAUACAUGAUGGGGGAGGGGCACAUGAAGCAGGGGUAAAAGAGGGAAACUCCUGGGAGAACUCCUAUGACCUGGAGGAUCUUGGUGAGUGGUCUGAUUGGAUUUAUGAAGGCUCUGAGAGUCAUGAGUUUAAUCAACAGAUGUAUUACAAUUUUUUACCCCAGAAACUUCGACCUCUUCUCCCCGUAAAGCAGCAGUUGACGAGGAGAGAGACUUAUGAUCCCUCGAGAGACAUGGGGGGCCUCAAAUGGAACAGGAGAGAGCAUAAAAUUGAAUACGGAAAUUUAUCAAGACGUCAAGACUCUCAUAUCAGACCCUGCAAAAACUCCCAGAAGAAAAGAAUAGAACUAACCUUGGAAAAGUCAAUAUUAAAGAACAUGAAGGUGUUAAACCAAGUGAAUAAGGAAUUCAUCGCUGGAGUGACACAAAACGAGAACAAGAAAUAUCUCCUCAUCAUUGAUCAACAUGCGAUGGAUGAGAGAAUCCGUUAUGAGGCCCUUCUACGAGAAUACAGAUAUAAUCAAAAUACUCUAUCGCUGUCCCAUCUGUAUUGCCCACUGGAGAUUUCAGAACUCCCUGACGAAGUUAUGCCUCUGAUACUAACGAACUCACAAGUGUUAAAAUGUUUUGGUGUCACAUUCAAGCAGAAGAGCAGAAACAGUGUAGAAGUGUCAACAGUGCCAAACUGUUUCUUGUCAAAAAAAUGCAGCAAAACGGCGAAUACAAUGAGAAGUGUUAAAGAAUUGAUCAUCGAAAUUGGAGAGAAGUUGAUCCGCAAGAGUGGUGUGAAGUGUUUGCCUAUUGUGAUUCAUAAUGCUAUUGCUUCAGAGGCUUGUCAUGGUGCUAUCAGAUUUGGUGACGUAUUGAACGUGAAUCAAUGUGAAACCCUUGUGUCUCACUGGAUUGAGACGGAGCUACCGAAUCGCUGUGCCCACGGUCGACCAGCAGUCGUCCCCUUGAUGGAGAUAAACGCCUACAGUCGGAGACAUCAGAAGGUGUUUAAGGUAAGUGGAAAGAAAAUUAUACAAUGUCUUUGGUUGUUUGGACUUUUACUGGCGAAUAUACGUCCAUUUCUACUGAUUUCAUUUAGUAUUUGUUCGUUACAAAAUCUCGUUGAAUUAGAAUGUUAUCACAUUGGUAUCUGAAGCAUUCGGACUACCAGCUGGUUCCUCUUACGAUGAGGUUCACUCAAGUAUCACCAUUUUUUUCAUAAA
Molecule: messenger RNA, 2539 nt
Organism: Diachasmimorpha longicaudata
Lineage: Eukaryota; Metazoa; Arthropoda; Insecta; Hymenoptera; Braconidae
Product: DNA mismatch repair protein MutL-like
Exons: 6
Coding region: 71-2470 (799 amino acids)
Biological process (GO): mismatch repair
Cellular component (GO): mismatch repair complex
Molecular function (GO): ATP-dependent DNA damage sensor activity; ATP hydrolysis activity; ATP binding
Source: RefSeq, a predicted model, not a curated record